Molecule: messenger RNA, 747 nt
Organism: Wallemia mellicola CBS 633.66
Lineage: Eukaryota; Fungi; Basidiomycota; Wallemiomycetes; Wallemiales; Wallemiaceae
Product: ribonuclease CAF1
Exons: 5
Coding region: 1-747 (248 amino acids)
Cellular component (GO): P-body; CCR4-NOT core complex; CCR4-NOT complex
Molecular function (GO): nucleic acid binding; poly(A)-specific ribonuclease activity
Source: RefSeq, a predicted model, not a curated record
AUGCAAACUCAGAUCCGUGAAGUCUGGGCAGAUAAUCUAGACGCAGAGCUAGAUAUUUUGCGUGAAUUAGUCGAUCGAUAUCCUUACGUUUCUAUGGAUACUGAAUUCCCUGGCGUUGUAGCUAGACCAAUUGGAAAUUUUAAGAAUUCAUCAGAUUAUCACUAUCAAACGCUGCGAUGCAACGUGGAUUUAUUGAAGAUAAUACAAUUAGGUAUCACUAUCGCUGACGCAGACGGCAAUAUGCCUGAGUAUCCUACUUGGCAAUUCAACUUUAAAUUCAGUUUAAACGAUGAUAUGUAUGCACCAGAUUCAAUAGAUUUACUCACAAAAUCUGGUAUUAAUUUUAAAAGGCUAGAAGCUAAUGGUAUUGAUAUUGAAGAAUUUGGAGAGAAACUGGUCACUUCUGGUUUUGUUCUGUUCGAUCACGUUCACUGGAUAUCGUUUCACAGUGGCUAUGACUUUGGUUACUUACUCAAAGUUCUCACUUCAUUGCCCUUACCUUCAAAUGAAAACGACUUCUUUGAUCUACUUCGCAUUUGGUUCCCUUGCAUUUUUGACAUAAAAUACGUUAUGAAAAUCAAUAGGUUGUUAAAGGGUGGUUUACAAGAUAUUGCAGAUGAAUUACAGGUGAUGCGAAUAGGCCCUCAACAUCAAGCAGGUUCAGACUCCUUAGUCACAUCAGCUUCCUUCUUCUCUAUGCGUACAAAAUUCUUCGAUGGUACAUCUGAAAGAGAUAGACAAUUGUAA